AUGUUGGGUAUAACAGAAGUUAUUGAAAAUCUUUAUAUCUCUGGUCUUGAAUCUCGUCAAGCAAUAUUAAAUAAAGGUAUUCGUUGCGUUAUCAACAUAUCAUCCGAAUGUCCCGUACAAGAUCUCGGUCCGUCAGUUGAAUACGAAAAAGUCAGCAUACAUGAUGUGCCAACAACAUCUAUACAUCCGCAUUUCGAUCGACUAACCGAUCGUAUACAUCAAAAUUUACAACAAGGAAAGAAAACACUUGUCCAUUGUUAUGUUGGACGGUCAAGAUCAGCAACGAUUAUUUUAGCUUAUUUAAUGAAAUACAAACAAAUGCCAUUACGUGAUGCAUUCCAUUAUUUACGUUCUCGUCGACAUAUUAUUGGACCGAACUUUGGAUUUAUUAAACAAUUAAUUGCAUACGAAAAGUCUUUAUUUGGUUAUACAACCGUUUCGUUUGUGAAUACAUCAUUUGGUGCUGUACCUGACAUAUAUGUGACAACAUCUGCGUCCGCUCCUCGACGACCAUUAGCAGCAACAAACACUAUACCAGUCCAAAGAUCGACAACGACUUCGAAUACAUUGGCUCGCCCACGAUCGACAUCGAGACCAGCAUUAAGUUUCUCUCCGACCCGUUCGACAUUUGCCUAUUCAUCAUCACCUUCCUUAGCUUUGCAACCACGGCAAACAUCAUUUCACCAACGGACAACUGCAAGCGCAUCACCGACUCGCUCACCCACUAUAUCGAACUAUUCUAAUAGAUACAAUCUUGGUGUCACGAAUAGCAAUCCUAAUAGUACGAAUAAUCGUCCGAUAACAGCCUCUUCCAGUUAUCAAAUACCGAUUAAUGUUAGUUAUCGAAGUACGUCGUCCAUACGACAACCAUUUGAGCCGACUCGUAUGACUUCGACAAUCAAUAAGCCGUAUGCAGUAACGCGUGAAUUCUCCAUACCAGCGAAAAUGGUUAAUCCAGUGCGAAAUGUUUCCUACGUUCCAUCAUCGUAUAAUCGUUACCAUUAA
Molecule: messenger RNA, 1005 nt
Organism: Adineta ricciae
Lineage: Eukaryota; Metazoa; Rotifera; Eurotatoria; Adinetida; Adinetidae
Source: the annotation of a GenBank genome assembly